UGUUUGGUUGAAACGCUCGGGCUGUAGCUGGCUGUGACUUGCAAAUGUGGAUAUGAGUUGUUUGUGAAGACACGCUGCUGCUCUGUGUGAGGAUUUGUUCUCCAGUGAAAGUUUCACCCUGUAAAGCAGGAAAGCGCCGCCGCCACCGGCCGGAGCCUGAGCGCGCCGGCUUCAUGACGUGCAGUUUCUGGUAGGAUGAUCAGGAAUCAAGAAGAAGAUGAAUUCGUUGCAGUUCGAGUCCAAGAUCCCCGGAUUCAGAACGAGGGCUACUGGAAUUCAUACGUUGACUAUAAGAUAUUCCUACACACCAACAGCAAAGCCUUCACAGCCAAGACGUCGUGCGUGCGCCGGCGCUACAGCGAGUUCGCCUGGCUCAAGAAGAAGCUGCAGAAGAAUGCAGGUUUGGUUCCGGUACCAGACCUGCCAGGGAAGUCCUUCUUCUCCUUCACCAACGAGGACUUCCUGGAGAGCAGAAGAAAAGGACUUCAGGUCUUCUUAGACAAGGUGGUGCACAUGACGGUGUGUCUGUCGGACAGCCAGCUCCACCUGUUCCUGCAGACGCAGCUGCCGGUGGGCCACAUCCAGGACUGCGUUCAGGGCCUGACGCCGUACACGGUGACCGACGCCAUCCUCACCUACGCCUCGUCCAACCAGGGCCUGGCUCAGGCUCAGGAGGAGAACUGCUUCAAGGAGUCCAGUAUGACUGUUUCUUAUGAGUCCAUGGAAAGUCCGGCUCCUCACCAGCCUUGCCAACAAACAAACCCGACCGUCGGCUCCGAGCUCCUCUCACACGGGGACUCAGACCCCCUGGAGGUUCUCCUGGAGCUCCGGGAGGACGACCCGGGGGAACCUCAGCGCCAGGAGAGCGCCGCGCUGAGGAUCUCCCAGAACUGCAACCGGCUGGAGGUCGUCGUCAACGGCAACCCCGCAGAGGCCACCUUUUAUCUGGGGGAGGUCCUGGCCAGCUCCACGGAGGAGUCCCGGCAGCAGGGCUGCGUGAUCCAGACGCCGGCGCAGGUGCACUCGCCCAUGGGCGGCGGCGGCGAGGUCGUGUUCGAGGAAGGCGGUGUGACCGGGAACGCAGAUGAGGAGGCCGACACUCAUCCAGAAGGUGUGAACACGUAUGACGGGGUUUCAGAGGUAAAGAGUGGGUACGAGGAAGAGCGAGUUACGGAGGGAGAUGCUUCCUCUCAGGAGGAGGAAGUCCUGGAGGAGGAUGAGUCAGGUGGCAGAGAGGAGGCGUGCCCUCAGCCAGGGACCUCCGAGGGGUCGCACCCCGCUCCAGACGGCCUGCACCAGGAACUGUCACAGGAAGAACGGUCGGCCGGCCCCAGAGACGCCAGCGACGAGGACAGCCGCUCGCUGCCGUCCUCCAACGACAGCAUCAUGGAGUGCAGCGAGGAGGAGGAAAGCCUCGGCGAGGACACGGAGGCCGCAGACGUCUACGUGAAGACGCCCCCCGAGGACUUGGCUCACUGGUCGGAAGUGAGCGAGGACAUCCUGAACCUGCACAUAAACGGCUGUCUGGGGGGCAAACAGGAGGUUCCUGCCCCGGGGGAGCAGGACCUGCAGUACACGAGCAGCAUCAGUGAGCUGAGACCUCCAGAGCUGGACCCGGCUGCUGCUGCUGCAGACGGAGAGUUGACUGAAAACAGUGACUUCAGCAUCCUGGAGCCGAGCAGCGGUAGACGUGCGGAGCGGGACGCUGUGCCCUCGCCGUCUUUGGGGGCCUCAGAGGAGACUCCGGAGCUGGAGACGCGUUAGGGAAAGCGGUGAACUGCACCCAAACUUAAUUGCCCUCAGAAGGGCUAUUGCACUCUCACUGAGCCAGAACAGGGAAACUUGAGAGUCGUCCUCUGCCAAAGACACAGUAAGUCAAACUCACCCGAGCUUGACUUCUACACACAGUUUCUUUUUAGUUACAAAACUUAUUUAUUGUCUUCACAAGGUUAGAGGUGUAUUAAUCCUUUUGAGAGCAGUAUAUUCACCUGUAAUACGGCCACUUGUAUCAUUGGUGUACCCUUUUGAAAAUACCUAAUUUUUGCAUCAUCUUUUGUCGUUUUAAGCAUAGAAACGUUAAAUUGUCACAGUUUUUGCCUCCUGUUUGGCUUGUUGUGGCCAGCAGGGGGUGCUCACGUUCACACGCAGGUUGAUUCACUACUGUUUAGUUUUCUGAGCCAAAGCUUCAGAUAAACUAGGACUAAAAACACCCCCACCCCCCCCGAUCUGAUUAAAACCAUAAUAAAA
Molecule: messenger RNA, 2247 nt
Organism: Cololabis saira (Pacific saury)
Lineage: Eukaryota; Metazoa; Chordata; Actinopteri; Beloniformes; Belonidae
Gene: snx11
Product: sorting nexin 11
Exons: 7
Coding region: 196-1764 (522 amino acids)
Biological process (GO): intracellular protein transport
Molecular function (GO): phosphatidylinositol binding
Source: RefSeq, a predicted model, not a curated record